AUGGAAUAUCUCACUUCAGUAGCCACUUCAGCUCUCCAGAAAAGGGUUGAAACGGCAAGCCAUGGAAAGAAGAAGAACGUGAAUCCGUUGACCUAUCCCAAGAGUGCAGAACCCUUCAGUUCUGAGUUAUUUCGAAAUCCUACUUCAGAAUACAGAGGGUGCCCACUCUGGGCGUGGAAUGCAAAAUGCGAAAAAGAUCAGUUGCUUAGACAAAUCGAUAAUUUCGCUGACAUGGGACUGGGUGGGUUCCAUAUACACGUGAGGACUGGACUCGAUACAGAGUAUCUUGGGACAGAGUUCAUGGAUCUCGUCAAAGCCUGUGUUGAUUACGCGGAGAGCAAGAACUUGAUGGCAUGCCUAUACGACGAGGAUCGGUGGCCGUCUGGAGCAGCGGGAGGUCUCGUUACAGAGAAAUACCCAGAGCAUAAAGGGAAGCAUGUGAUGUUCACUCCAUUCCUGUACGGAACCGUACCCCUUACUGGAGACCGCAUGCCGACUUCUGCACGCGCAUGUCGCAGUGAGAAUGGCCAAAUGAUAGCAAGAUACGACAUUACGCUGGACGAAAACGGCUGUCUGAAAUCAAGUAGAGUUCUCAAAGAAGGAGAGACCGGUGAAAAUAUCUGGUAUCUUUACGAAGAAACAAACCCUGGAUCACCUUGGUAUAAUGGUCAAACAUAUAUUGACACCUUUAGCAAGGAUGCAAUGGGCAGGUUCAUUGAGAUGACACACGAAGUCUACAAGAGUAAGAUAGGCAAUAAAUUCGGCUCCGUCGUGCCAUGCAUAUUCACAGACGAGCCUCAAUUUGCUACAAAAACAGGGCUUUCUAACCCGAAAGCUAGAGAAGAUGUGUUCUUCCCAUGGACUUCCGACUUCCCUCACUCGUUCAAAGAAGAAUAUUCUGCAGAUCUUUUCGAGGCUAUCCCUCAACUUGUUUGGGAUCUACCGAACGGAAAACCAAGCACUGCCCGUUACCGAUAUCAUGACCACGUUUGCGAACGGUUUGUGACGGCGUUCAUGGACCAAAUUGGAGCAUGGUGCAAGAAGAAUGGAAUCAUGCUGAACGGGCAUAUGAUGGAAGAGCCGACUCUUUACUCGCAGACUUCGGCGAUUGGGGAAGCAAUGCGUGCAUACCGUAGUAUGGAAAUGCCUGGUAUGGACUUAUUGUGUGAUUGGACAGAAUACAAUACUGCAAAGCAAGUUUCUAGUGUCGCUCGUCAAAAUGGCCUUAGGGGUGCCAUGUGUGAGAUUUACGGCGUCACCCAUUGGACCUUCACAUUUCAAGAUCACAAAGGCUGUGGUGACUGGCAAGCGGCACUCGGUAUAACUUUCCGAGUCCACCACCUCACUUGGAUGAGCAUGGCUGGAGAGGGCAAGCGAGAUUAUCCAGCCUCAAUUGGGUAUCAAAGCCCCUGGUACAAGGAGUACGGCCAUGUCGAAGAUCACUUUGCAAGAGUUGGUACUGUACUGACUAGAGGCAAAGCGGUAACGAGGAUUGCGGUCAUCCAUCCCAUCGAAAGCUACUGGAUGGCUUUUGGGCCUAAUGGCGGGGCCAAUGAAACCGGGGAGCGAGAUCGUGCAUUUGGAGAUCUAACCCACUGGCUUCUUCAUGCCCUUCUAGACUUUGACUUCAUCGCAGAAAGUUUAUUACCUGAUCAAUCUCCAAAGAUUGUUGGUAAGAAGCUUCAUGUCGGCGCCUGUGAGUACGACGUGGUGUUGGUACCAAAUUUACGUACUAUACGUUCAACCACAUUAAAGGUUCUUCGCCAGUUUUCCAAGUCUGGAGGAAAAGUAAUAUUUGCGGGAAGUGUUCCAGAUCUGGUUGAUGCUGCAGUGCCGCGUACCAAUCCUACGAUCGAUAACAGUCAAAGCGUCUUCUGGACACAACAUAACAUCUUAUCGGUUUUAGAAGAACACCGAGAAAUACGGAUUGUUACUGAUCAAGGAGACCCAACAGUUAAUUUGAUAUAUCAAAUGCGUCAGGAUGAUGAUAAGCGCUUCGUCUUUAUUUGCAAUAGAGACAGGAAUAAUCCGGUGCAGUCCGUCAUCAAGCUGAAGGGCUAUUGGGAGGUCGAAGAACUGAACUCUAUUACUGGCACUGAGAAUAAUCUCUCCAGUGGUAAGAUUGAAGGUUGGACUGCGUUACCCUACCGCUUUGAGGGCUGUGCUAGUGUUAUCCUUCGACUCUCUCCUGCUAAGCCAGAAAAUCAGAUGCAUCCCGCGCUCACCAUUCCAGUCAAUCCUCCACCGAUCACAAACGUAGAGACAUCAGAUGUUAUUCUUACAAGCCUAGAAUUGUCUGAGCCUAAUGUGCUCCUUUUAGACUACGCCGAAUUUAAGGUUGAUGAGGGAGCCUGGGAGCAAACGGAAGAGAUUCUGCGAAUCGAUAACAUUCUUCGUGAGCGGCUUGGCAUCCCACGGAAAGGACUUGCUUGGAAGCAACCAUGGUCAAUACCAGUCAAAGAUCGAGCUGGGAAAGCAAAAUUGGCUUUGCGCUUUAGAUUUGAAUCGUCUUUCGACGUUGAUGAUUUCACAAAUCUAGCACUCGAGGAUGCCAAUAAAAUGAAAAUCACCGUCAACGAUGUUGAUAUACCGACCAACGAAGAUGACUAUCCUUACUGGGUCGAUGAGGCUAUUAAUACGUUGAGGAUACCGAAGAAAACAAUCAAAAAGGGUAGCAACGUGAUCGUGUUAGAGUUUCCUUUCGGAAUACUGACCAAUGUGGAACGAAUCUAUCUACUGGGCGCAUUUUUCGUUACGCUCAAUGGCCGGGACACUGUUCUCGAGCCGCUUGAGCGGAUUAACUUGACUUGGGGGAACAUCACUGACCAAGGGUUUCCAUUUUACGUUGGCAAUGUGACAUAUAACUGUCUUUUUGUUGUUCCCAACGAAUCGCCCAGGUCAGACGUUACACUGAGAGUACCUAAUUUCAGCAGCCCUGUCUUGACUGUCACAUCAACCGCUACGAAUUCGAAAAUAGGCACGAUUGCUUUUCAACCACGGAGUCUAUCGCUUGGACAGCUUACUUCAGGACCCCACCAAAUAGCCAUCACUGCCUUUGGCAAUCGCUAUAACAGCUUCGGUCAUGUUCAUCUACCUGAGUAUAUCAAUAUGUGCCAACCCGAAAUGUGGAGAACUGGUGGAGACUGGUGGACUGACGACUACUCGUUGAGACCGAUUGGUGUACUUGAGUGCCCCAGCAUCGAGGUCUCGGAGAUGUCAAAAGAUUUGGAGAAGCCCGCGGAAAGUACAAGCGAUCACGACGAGUGGGUUGUGAUUAACAGGGAAUCAUAA
Messenger RNA from Glarea lozoyensis ATCC 20868, 3291 nucleotides. RefSeq lists its product as uncharacterized. The record is from RefSeq and is a predicted model, not a curated record. The coding region runs from base 1 to 3291 and encodes 1096 amino acids. NCBI's taxonomy places the organism in Eukaryota, Fungi, Ascomycota, Leotiomycetes, Helotiales, Helotiaceae. The transcript has 4 exons.